Emericellopsis cladophorae is the source of this 501-nucleotide messenger RNA. RefSeq lists its product as uncharacterized. Lineage: Eukaryota; Fungi; Ascomycota; Sordariomycetes; Hypocreales; Bionectriaceae. The coding region runs from base 1 to 501 and encodes 166 amino acids. Gene Ontology annotation, cellular component: cytoplasm; nucleus. The record is from RefSeq and is a predicted model, not a curated record. The transcript is spliced from 3 exons. Gene Ontology annotation, biological process: proteasome regulatory particle assembly. Gene Ontology annotation, molecular function: protein binding.
AUGGAGAAUCUACACGCACCGACCGUGCCUUCGGGGCCUAGCAGCAAUGCGGCAAUGAAUGGGAACAGCACCCACUUGAGCUUCAACCAGCUCCAAUGCAAGAAGAACGAUGUAGAGGCCCAGCUCCGGACACUCGGAUCAGUUCUGGACUCAAUCAUCCGACUGCGGAAUGAUUACAAGGAGAUUAUGAAGUCCAUUGAAAAGCACCUUCAUGAACAUUUCGCCAGCCUGAACGACGCACCUGCACCGGCAGCAGGUGAGAGCCUCCCCAGCGAGCCUCUUCCUGAUUCGAUACCCGAGCAACUAGAUCCGACCUUCGCCCGAGUGAACACAGUGGCGCCCAACAGCCCUGCCGAAGCGGCGGGACUGAAACCCAACGACGAGAUCCGCAGCUUUGGUUGGGUGAAGCGGUCAAACCAUGAUAACCUACGCAAGGUCGGGGAAGUAGUCCAGGCCAACGAAGGACCACGGACAGACAAUGGCCAUGGGCAUACGGCGUAG